Messenger RNA from Zingiber officinale, 1096 nucleotides. RefSeq names its product mitochondrial inner membrane protease subunit 1-like. The record is from RefSeq and is a predicted model, not a curated record. NCBI's taxonomy places the organism in Eukaryota, Viridiplantae, Streptophyta, Magnoliopsida, Zingiberales, Zingiberaceae. The transcript is spliced from 5 exons. The coding region runs from base 76 to 627 and encodes 183 amino acids. Gene Ontology annotation, molecular function: serine-type endopeptidase activity. Gene Ontology annotation, cellular component: membrane; mitochondrial inner membrane peptidase complex.
CCGCAUUUUCAGUUUUUCACUGCGGCCCUCGUCUGCUCCAGCAGCGUUUCCGCGGCAGCCCCCGGUUACGCCCUCAUGUCAGCCGCCCGCGGCCGCAUCGCCGCCUUUCUCACCGAUGCCGCCUCCCGUUUCAGCCACAUACCUUGGCGGAGUAUCGGAUCGGACGCCCUCGACCGCGCCUCCCUCGUCGUCAAGGCCGCUUGCUUCGUCCAUGUCGUCAAUACCUACAUCGUCGGCAUCGCCUUUGUGCGAGGUCCCAGCAUGCUGCCGACGAUCAAUCUCACCGGUGAUGUCGUUGCCGUCGAGAGAAUCACUCCGAGAAGGGGUACUGUUGAAGUCGGAGACGUUGUCAUCCUCAUUUCGCCGGAGAACCCGAGGAAGACCGUCGCGAAGAGAGUAGUGGGUCUUCAGGGAGACGCUGUCACUUUCCUGGUCGAUCCCAUCCAUGGGAACGCUACACGUACAGUGGCGGUGCCGAUGGGGCAUGUAUGGGUGCAGGGUGAUAACAUAUAUUCUUCAAGAGAUUCAAGGCAAUUUGGUCCUGUUCCUUAUGGGCUCAUCCAAGGGAGAGCUUUCUGUAAGGUGUGGCCACCUGAAGCUGUUGGAUUCAUAGGAGAAAAAUAUUAGAAAGAAUGGAGGUGUUUGCCAUCCAAAUCUACUAGAGUAGUGAUUCUUGCCAACUUUUUCUGAAUGGUAUAUGUUAGCUAUUCUUUCCGUAAACAAAUUUGGCGUGGAGAUAGCUUGAGUAGGAAAUUUAAGGGAGAGUGAAGAGGAGGAUCAUAGAUUUGUAUGAAGGAUAAGCCUUCUCCAAAAGCUAACGUGCUAUCCAUAAUGAGUAUAAACAUUGUGUUUGUAAUCGACUCCCGCUGACUUAUUUGCUGGUAAAAUUUGUCAGGGAAUUGCCUGGUAUAUUUGUGAAGCUUGCUUUGUUUCUUCCUGGAUUUUUUAGUACACUUUUUUUGUUGAUUGAUCCAUGUUCCAACAUGCGGCAUGUAUAUAAAUCUUGUUACAAGCCUAGCUGCUCACGCAUUGCGUGGUUUGAGGUUUAACAUUUUGACAAUUUGAAAUGAUAGUAAUUAAGUUAUUUACCAGACUA